CACAACUGUUGUGGGCUGUCGAUUCGUGAUUGUGAGAUCUUGUAGUGUGCUUAUCCAGACCUCUUCUGCUGACACCUGCGUCAGUCCCUUCGCAUUCAUCCCACUCCGCUCUACAGCGAGUUGUUCGAAAGCCUCCUGUACCAUCACGCGUGCGCAAACACAUCUCUCUGGCUAUACACGAAGAGGAAUCAUCCGCACUUGGGAAUCAUCAAAGGAACGGCAAACUCAUCCCCACCACACCAGAUCAUAUACCUCGAGUUGCAAAGGAGAACAGUCGCAGGAGCACUUGGCUAUCACUCGACCGCCUCAAUAAGCAGCAGCAGCUCACCUGACACCCCUACGGAGGCAGACAGUCGCCAAGAUGGUGUCCGAAACAAAGUUCUACGACCUUCUUGGCGUGAAGCCAGACUGCUCGGAGUCUGAGCUGAAGAAGGCGUACCGAAAAAAGGCAUUGGCACUUCACCCCGACAAGGGAGGCGACCCCGAGCAGUUCAAAGAGGUCACAUCCGCAUACGAGACGCUAUCAGACCCGCAAAAGCGUGACAUGUAUGAUCGAUUUGGAGAAGCAGGACUUGGCGAAGGUGGCGGCAUGGGUGGAAUGGACCCUCAAGAUUUGUUCUCGCAGCUUUUCGGAGGUGGCGGCGGAGGUUUCUUUGGAGGUGGCGGCUCUCGCAGACCCCAAGGUCCUCGCAAGGGCAAGGAUCUCGUCCAUCGCAUCAAGGUCUCUUUGGAAGAGUUGUACGUCGGCAAAACCACAAAGCUUGCCCUUCAAAAGCAAGUCAUUUGCGGAAAGUGCGAAGGACGUGGAGGCAAAGAAGGAGCUGUCAAGUCUUGCGGUGGCUGCAAUGGUAGCGGUGUCAAGACCAUUCUCCGGCAGCUCGGACCUAUGGUGCAGCAAUUGCAACAGACUUGCCCCGAAUGUCAAGGUCUCGGAGAGCAGAUCAAUGCCAAGGACAGGUGCAAGACUUGCUCCGGCAAAAAGGUCAACCAAGAGCGCAAGGUGCUCGAAGUUCGCAUCGACAAGGGUAUGAAGGAUGGUCAGACCAUCACUUUCAAGGAGGAAGCAGAUCAAGCGCCCAACACGAUACCGGGAGAUGUCGUCAUUGUGGUGGACGAAAAGCCUCACUCGCGUUUCAAACGUCGCGAGAACGACCUGUACGUCGACAUUGAGGUUGAUCUGCUGACUGCUUUAGCGGGAGGCAAAGUCACGAUUGAGCACUUGGAUGAUCAUGCGCUCAGCGUCGAGAUUCCAGCUGGAGAGGUGGUCAAGCCAGGAGCGAUCAAGGUUCUGCGAGGACAGGGCAUGCCUUCUUACAGGCACCACGAGUUGGGAGACUUGUACUGCACACUCAGCGUGGCUUUCCCAGACUCUUUGCCUCCUGAGGCGUUCCCUCUGCUUGAAAAGGCGCUGCCUCCUCGCAAGCAAGCUAGCAAAGUCAAGGGAGAUGUGGAGGAUGUCAUCAUGGAUGAUGUGGAUGAGCGCGAGGCUAAUCAGGCUAGACGAGGAGCUGGAGCUGGUCAGGGAGCUGGCAUGGACGAAGAUGAAGAGGGUGAAGGAGGACCUGGCGUUCAGUGCGCUCAACAGUGAUGCGCCCGCCGCCUUGUUGGAUUCUCUUCUUCCUGUCGCUCACCAACUCUACGCCAUUCUUUCUUCCGUCUGCGGGUCCUCGGGCAUGGUUGUUUUUGCGCGAUUGUCGAGCAACACACCACGCUCCAAGAAAGGAAAAGCCUCUGUAGCCCGUCCGCCUCGCGACUGCUUCGUUCCACGCACGUACACAUCAUAGAAUGUUCAUGUCUUCUUUGAAGAGGUCUCGA
Molecule: messenger RNA, 1815 nt
Organism: Ceraceosorus guamensis
Lineage: Eukaryota; Fungi; Basidiomycota; Exobasidiomycetes; Ceraceosorales; Ceraceosoraceae
Product: putative YDJ1-mitochondrial and ER import protein
Exons: 5
Coding region: 362-1588 (408 amino acids)
Biological process (GO): response to heat; protein refolding
Cellular component (GO): nucleus; cytosol; cytoplasm
Molecular function (GO): ATP binding; Hsp70 protein binding
Source: RefSeq, a predicted model, not a curated record